UCUCAGGUGGUCUCAGGUUUGGACGAGUCCUCCUCUGUGAUGUUCAGAACCUGCAGACCUGAGAUCAGUUUGUGAUCCUGUGUUUUGAGAAUAAAUCUGACGUGAUGUGUUAAACUGAUCAAAGAUUAUUUUUCUGGCUGUGAUGAUGAUGAUGAUGAUGAAGAUGAUCCUGGACUCAGCUGCAGGUUUUAACGUCGUCAUUGACGCCAUCAGACAAACAAACAGUGGAUCCAAACUAAUCUGAUCUCAUCAGGUUCAACCGGAGCUAAAUUAAUCUACUUAAAGUGUUUGAUCUGAAAACACAGCAGCACAUCCACAGCCAGAGUUCCUGUGUGUUCAUUGUUUUUAAUAUGUUUGUUUCAGUCUUUAUUUUGUUUUUUUAUUUUAUUUUAUCUCAACAAAACAAUCUCCGCUCAGCGCCUCACAGGCUCGAUCUGCUUUCAGUGCUGAGUGCAGAUUGUUUCCAAGAAUGAACAUCAGGAGUCACAUGACGACCUGCUGAUGAAGACCAUGUGGCCCCUGGAAAGCUCUGGAACAGAGAGGGGCAGCAGCCGUCAUAAUGUUCAUGCUGUGGAUUAUUAUUAUCUGUUUACCAACGAACUGAACCUCAGUUCCAGUUCUGGAUGCAGAGGAUCAACAUGGCUCCCCUCAGCAGCAGGGGGACCGGGUUCUUCAGGACCCUCCUGACCCGCUGCAGGACCCCGGGACCCGGUCAGUCCAGGACCCCGGACAGGUGUCGUCUCUCCUCCCUGCCCUCCUCUCCACCACCGCCGGGCACCUGGCAGCAACUGUCCCGCCUGUCCCACCCGGAUCUGUACCGGCUCUCGGUCACGGAUCCGGAUCGGUUCUGGGGAUCCGCCGCCGCUGACAGACUCCGCUGGGUGGAACCGUUCCACCGGGUCCGGGACUGCGACCUCAGCAGCGGGAGGAUCAGCUGGUUCGUGGGAGGGAAGCUCAACGUGUCCGUGAACUGUCUUGAUGUCCAUGUUGAGAAACAUCCGGACCGAGUGGCUCUGAUCUGGGAGCGAGAUGAACCUGGCACUGAGGUGAAGGUCACUUACAGGGAGCUGCUGGAGACGACCUGCCGCCUCGCCAACACCCUGAAGAGCCAUGGGAUCCAGAAGGGAGACAGGGUGGCCAUUUACAUGCCGGUCUCACCGCUGGCGGUGGCGGCCAUGUUGGCGUGUGCUCGUAUCGGUGCGGUGCACACCGUGGUGUUCGCCGGCUUCAGCUCGGAGGCUCUGGCAGGGAGGAUCCAGGACGCUGGGUGUAAAGCAGUGGUCACCUGUAAUCAAGGUGUGAGGGGCGCCCGAGUCAUCGACCUGAAAUCCACCGUGGACGCUGCCGUGAAGAGCUGUCCCACCGUCCAACACGUGUUCGUCUCUCAGAGGACACAACAACCUGCAGCGAUGGGACGGCUGGACGUCCCCCUGGAGGAGGUGAUGUCCCGUCAGUCGUCCGUCUGUCCUGCGGAGCCUCUGGACAGUGAGGACCUCCUGUUUCUUCUCUACACUUCAGGCAGCACAGGGAAACCUAAAGGUGUGGUCCACACUCAGGCUGGAUACCUGCUCUACACCUCACUGACUCACCAGUACGUGUUUGAUUACCGGGAUGGUGACGUGUUCGGCUGUGUGGCGGACGUCGGCUGGAUAACGGGACACAGUUAUGUCGUCUACGGUCCUCUGUGUAACGGUGCCACCACCGUCCUGUUUGAGAGCACACCUGUUUACCCAAACCCAGGCAGGUACUGGGAGACGGUUCAGCGUCUGAGGAUCAGUCAGUUUUACGGCGCUCCGACGGCUCUGCGUCUGCUGCUGAAGUACGACGACAGCUGGGUGAAGAAGUACGACCGCUCGUCUCUGAGGACGCUGGGAUCAGUGGGGGAGCCCAUUAACCACGAGGCCUGGCACUGGUUCCACAGUGUGGUUGGAGAGGGACGGUGUCCUUUAGUGGACACGUGGUGGCAGACAGAGACGGGAGGAGUCUGUAUCGCCCCUCGUCCUGCAGAGGAAGGAGCUGCGAUCGUCCCGGCGAUGGCCAUGAGGCCGUUCUUUGGCAUCCAGCCUGUUCUCAUGGGAGAGAAGGGUGAACCUCUGUCUGGUAACUCUGUGAGUGGAGCUCUGUGCAUCAGUCAGCCAUGGCCUGGGAUGGCUCGGUCCAUCUACGGAGACCACCAGAGAUUUAUCGACGCUUAUUUCAAACCGUAUCCUGGUAAUUAUUUCACCGGUGACGGAGCGUUCCGGUCAGAGGAAGGUUACUACCAGAUAACUGGUCGGAUGGACGACGUCAUUAACGUCAGCGGUCAUCGUCUCGGUACGGCAGAGAUAGAGGACGCUCUGGAUGAACAUCCAGCUGUUCCAGAAACAGCUGUGAUUGGGAUCCCGCAUGACAUCAAAGGAGAAGUACCGUUUGCCUUCGUGGUUCUGAAGGACGACCCGGGUCUCGACCCCCCCGUCGUCCUGCAGCAGCUCAGAAACCUCGUCUCCACUAAAAUCGCCAAAUACGCCGUCCCUGAUCACUUCCUGGUGGUGAAGCGCUUACCGAAGACUCGCUCCGGUAAGAUCAUGAGGCGAAUCCUGAGGAAGGUUGCCAUGGAGACGACCGGUGACCUGGGCGACGUGUCGACUCUGGACGACCCCUCCGUCGUCAAGGAGAUCAUCGAGGCCCACGAGCUGUACAGGAAGCAGAAGAAGUAGGAGGAGGAGGGGCUCAGAUGACAUCAUCAGUCCUCAGGUGUGACCCGGAGCACCUGGUCCAGACUCUGUGUGCGUGGUGGCGCGCGUGCAGGACUGUGGGAGGUUUUUUAUUGAUAAGGCAUCAAUCAAUCGAUCAGUCCUGGUGUUUCAGUGACGUCAGGUCAUGUGACACUGAACUCCAGGAUCAUCAUGUUCAGGUCUUUACUCCUGAGGUGAAACAUCAGAUCUUUGUGUUCAGCUCCAGUGUCUCUUUGAUCAGUAAUGAUCAUCACCUGCUUCUGUUCCGCAUGUGUUCGUGUCCAUCAGCGACAGAACCGCUGUGGUUCAGGACUCUGACUCGAUCUUCCACAGAACUUUAUAGAAAACAAGCAGCUGCAGAACAAAGCUCACAGAUCACAGAGAGCAGAUCCGAUCCAGAGUCAGCUGUUCAGUGAAACUUUGUUUGUCUGACUCUGAUUAACCCUCAGAUCAUCUUUAUUUAACAGAGAUUUAACGGAGAUUACAAUAAGAGAAGAAGAGAUUUGAUAGAUUUACACUCUGAAAUCAUGUUUAAUGUUAACGAAUGUUUCUGUUAAUUGAUUAUUUGAUGAACCGUUCAUCAAAUCAUAAAUCAUACAGACUCUUGAUGUAGAGAAAUAAAUAUUUUCUAAUAAACAUGAA
Lates calcarifer (barramundi perch) is the source of this 3356-nucleotide messenger RNA. RefSeq names its product acyl-CoA synthetase short chain family member 1 (gene acss1). NCBI's taxonomy places the organism in Eukaryota, Metazoa, Chordata, Actinopteri, Centropomidae. The record is from RefSeq and is a predicted model, not a curated record. Gene Ontology annotation, cellular component: mitochondrion. Gene Ontology annotation, molecular function: AMP binding; acetyl-CoA synthetase activity. The transcript is spliced from 16 exons. The coding region runs from base 624 to 2696 and encodes 690 amino acids.